AUGGCUUUUCUUCAAAGAGAACAAAUUGAUGAAGAACGUAUUAGUAUUAUUCCAAAAUUUUUAUCAGCAAUUGAAUGUCAGCAAUUAAUUGAAAGAGCAGAAAGAUCUGGUUUUAAGACAAGUCCUCCUUCAGGUGGUGGUCAUGGUCGUACUCAUCGUGAAGAUGCUCGAACUAAUGAAUAUACAGUUAUUACAGAUCAAUCAUUAGCUGAUAAAUUAUUUCAAAAAGUAUCACCUUUACUUCCUCAAACAUUAGAAUGGAUGCCAGAAAAUGCAUAUUUUACAAAAGAUAUUGGCGGACGUGAAUGGACAAUUGCAGGUUGUGUUGAUCGAUUACGUUUUUAUAAAUAUCAUAAAGAUGAAGAAUAUCCCGAACAUAUGGAUGGUAGUUAUAGUCGUACAAUUACACAUAAGAAUAAAACACAACAAUCAUUCAAACAACAUUCAUUUUUAACAUUAUUAAUUUAUUUAAAUGAUGAUUUUCAAGGUGGUGAAACAAGAUUUUUUCCUGAUAAACAACAUUGUCGAUUUCUUCGAGAUAUUGAAAAUAAACAACCUGUUUACGUGAUUGAACCAAAACAAGGAAUGGCUUUAGUUAAUAUUCAUAAUAUACUUCAUGAAGGAUCAAAAGUUCAAUCAGGUAUUAAAUAUGUAUUACGAACAGAUAUUUUAUAUCAGAAACCAAUGGAAUUACAUCCAAAACUUGAAAAAUAUGUACAAGAUAAUAAUGACAAAACUAUUAUUAGUGAAUGGGAAAAACAUUUCGAACCUUCAUGUAAAAUGUAUCAUGAUUAA
Molecule: messenger RNA, 795 nt
Organism: Adineta steineri
Lineage: Eukaryota; Metazoa; Rotifera; Eurotatoria; Adinetida; Adinetidae
Source: the annotation of a GenBank genome assembly